This is a messenger RNA of Alternaria rosae, 1730 nucleotides long. RefSeq names its product zinc-finger of the MIZ type in Nse subunit-domain-containing protein. The record is from RefSeq and is a predicted model, not a curated record. NCBI's taxonomy places the organism in Eukaryota, Fungi, Ascomycota, Dothideomycetes, Pleosporales, Pleosporaceae. The coding region runs from base 224 to 1552 and encodes 442 amino acids. Gene Ontology annotation, biological process: double-strand break repair via homologous recombination; protein sumoylation. The transcript has 2 exons. Gene Ontology annotation, molecular function: SUMO ligase activity; zinc ion binding. Gene Ontology annotation, cellular component: nucleus; Smc5-Smc6 complex.
GAUUGCUUUACACAUGCAUGAUCAACACUCGAUUGAUGAUCGAGACCUUGGCCAGGUACGACACAACACGUGGAAUGCGUGCGCCACGUGAUCUGGCGAGUACACUAGUCCCAAAGUAGUUCGCCCAACGCGUUCCCCGCAUCAUCGUGUCUCGCGCCAUCUCUGCCCAACGCGACAGCGCUACAUAGCACUCGCAUAGCGAAAUCGCACUGAACAGGACAACAUGGCCUCUCGACACCGAACCACGCGGCCAUCUGCUAGUCGCCCGUCUGGGGUUUCUACUCCAGCCCGAACCGCUGGCAGCAACCGCAGCGCAGACGUCCUUCCACCAUACAAGAAGCCAUCCCAUCCCCUCGAUACAGAAGCGACGCGAGCCCUGAGGGAAUUACAAGGCCGUAACCUGAACGACAUCAAGAGGCAUAACAAGCAGGCUACUGAGCAUGUCACAAGCACAGCGGCAAACAUCAACGACAUGCUUCGCGAUCAUGCUGGAUACAUCGAGCGGCGACAGAAGAAGUGGGACGUAGGCAAGAGUCUGGAGGACAGAGAGGAAGAAGAGCAUACCAUGGCAGAGCUCCAGACGAAUGUCGAUGUAGCUACCACAAAGCUAGAGGAAAGCAUGCGAGCCAUCAUCGAUUCGGGUGUCGCUGCGCAGCGCAUCGAGGAAGCGUUGGAGUGGUUGAGGAACACUGCGCCUGCGCAACUGGCAGACGAAUAUCGGACACAGAUGUCGCAGCGGGAGACACAACGGCAAACCCAGACUCAGGCAGCGAGCCAGCGAGCACAAAACGAGGGUGACGACGAGGAGAUGGAGGACAGACCUACACCCGGUCCCACACCACUCGAUGGCUCUCGUGUAGCCCUCACAGGUGCGAGCGAGCUGUUUGCAGAUCGCAUGCAGCGCGACAAGGACGCCUACACAUCACUAUCCUACACAGCGCGCUAUGCACGCAAUAACGAUUACCGCGAGUUCAAGCGUACGGUACAUGAUGCAAAGUAUGGCGACGAGGGUCCUACACUAGGUCAUGAGGACGCCUGGUUCAAUGAGUCCGGGUCGCCAGCGCCUGGCAUUACGGACACACGACGAGGCGACCUCGACGACGACGAUGACAUUAUAGUAGACAAAGCGACCAUCAGCACGAGGUGUCCCAUCACAUUCCAGCAGUUCAAGGAGCCCUACACAAGCACGAAGUGUCCUCACACCUAUGAGAAGUAUGCCGUUCUCGAUAUGAUCCGAUCGGGCCCUCACAGGGUGGACGGCCAAAAAGCUAUUGUGUGUCCGGUCAAUGGGUGUGAACAGAUGCUCACCAAAGACGACGUCCGCAAGGACACUAUUAUCGCUCGCAGAAUCAAGCGCAUGUUGGCGGCUGAACUUGAAGGUGACGACUCCGAUGAAGACGUGCAAGCUCCUGAUGAAGUUCAACAAGUCGAUGGGAGCGACGAUCUGUCUGGAUCGGCUUCGAGACUGCAGGCUUCGGGGCCUCAACAGCCGCCAGAGUCAAGCAUUGUCGAGGACCUCGGAUCUCCGAGCGAUAGCGAGAUGUCGGUUUAGCCUAUGCACGAUGGGAAUGGCGUUUCGAUUUCGGAUGGGCUCAAUGAUAUCCAAAGGUGCAAAUACGUAGUUGCAUUUCAGCUGAAUAUGUUGAGACAUCAGAUAGGCCGCGCAAUCUAUGCGGCAUAGUACUUGUCCCGUAGUCAGGCAUCAAUCUUCUCAACAGCACCUUCGCAAC